AUGAUUUUGAUACACGCCAUUAUUUAUCAUUCAUUUUCUUUCUUUCUUCCUUCCUUCCUUCCUUUCUUUCCUUCUUUCUUUCUUUCUUUCUUUCUUUCUUUAAUUCAACUUAUUUUUGUUGCUUCAUUUGAAUAUCUCUUUCUCCAUACAGACCCUUCUUUUAUCCUAUUUUUCCUUUCAUACUUUCUUCUUGUCUUUCUUUUAAGCUUUCUUUCGACCAUUUUAUUUCUUUUUCUUCUCUCAUUCAAUUUUGUGGUUUGUUUCAUUAAUUUUCUUCUCUUGUUCUUGUCUGCCAUUGUUUCUUUCUCAUUCGUUUUCUCAUUUUCCUUCGUUAUUGUUUUUGAUGAAAUCUCUUCAUUUUUUCCUGUCUUUCAUUCUCGAAGUGUUUCUUUGAUUUUUUUUCAUUAUCUUUCUUCACUUUCUUUUUUUCCUCUUAUUUUUCUUAGUUUCUUUUUUGUCAUUAACUUCUAUAUAGCUGUUCACUUUCUAUUUAUCCAUUAA
Acanthosepion pharaonis is the source of this 501-nucleotide messenger RNA. NCBI's taxonomy places the organism in Eukaryota, Metazoa, Mollusca, Cephalopoda, Sepiida, Sepiidae. The record is from the annotation of a GenBank genome assembly.